Haemorhous mexicanus (house finch) is the source of this 4671-nucleotide messenger RNA. RefSeq names its product beta-ureidopropionase 1 (gene UPB1). NCBI's taxonomy places the organism in Eukaryota, Metazoa, Chordata, Aves, Passeriformes, Fringillidae. The record is from RefSeq and is a predicted model, not a curated record. Gene Ontology annotation, molecular function: beta-ureidopropionase activity. The coding region runs from base 127 to 1251 and encodes 374 amino acids. The transcript has 10 exons.
GUCAGGUCUUGGAAGAGCUGUGCUCUGUCUGCUGCACAGACACGUUCACAGUCUCCAAAGGGAGGUCCUUGAGGACAGAACCAUGAAUUCAGUGUUUUCCAGGUGGCUGUGUUCUCUCCGUGCCAGAUGAAUCCCAGUGCUGUGAAAUGUGUCCCUGUUCUUCUUCCUAAAGAAAUGCAUCUGCUGAUGUCAAUUUCCAGAAAACUUGAUUUGCCAACUGCUGCGCUGUCAGCAGCUCAGGAAAGAGAUUUUGAACUACAGGGCUAUGGAUUUGAAGCUGCUUUGGAGCAAUUGAGAAGGCCACGUAUUGUUCGAGUGGGACUGAUACAGAAUAAAAUUCCUCUUCCCACAGACACGGCAGUGGCAGUCCAGGUGGCUGCUCUGCACAGACGCAUCGAGGAGAUGGUGGGAGUGGCUGCAAUGUGUGGGGUCAACAUUGUGUGUUUCCAGGAGGCUUGGACCAUGCCAUUUGCCUUUUGUACAAGAGAGAAACUUCCUUGGACUGAAUUUGCUGAGUCAGCAGAGGAUGGGCCAACAACAAAGUUCUGUCAAGAGCUUGCAAAGAAGUACAAUAUGGUUGUGGUGUCUCCAAUCCUGGAGCGAGAUGAACUGCAUGGAGGAAUUCUGUGGAAUACUGCAGUGGUCAUUUCUAAUUCUGGAACACUCCUUGGCAAAAGUAGGAAAAAUCACAUUCCAAGGGUUGGAGAUUUCAAUGAGUCUACUUACUAUAUGGAAGGAAAUACAGGACACCCAGUGUUUCAGACACAGUUUGGGACAAUUGCUGUGAACAUCUGCUAUGGACGCCACCACCCUCUGAACUGGCUCAUGUAUAGCAUGAAUGGAGCAGAGAUCAUCUUUAACCCUUCAGCCACCAUAGGGGCACUCAGCGAGGCGCUGUGGCCGAUCGAAGCCAGAAACGCUGCCAUAGCCAAUCACUGCUUCACAUGCCCCAUCAACAGAGUUGGAACGGAAUACUACAAGAACGCCUUUACUUCUGGAGAUGGUGGAAAAGCACACCACGAGCUGGGCCAUUUCUAUGGCUCGAGUUACGUGGCUGCUCCGGAUGGCAGCAGGACCCCGGGACUCUCUCGCACUCAGGACGGGCUGCUGGUGGUAGAGAUGGACCUAAACCUCUGCAGGCAAGUCAGUGACAAAUGGAAUUUUAAGAUGACUGGUAGAUAUGAAAUGUAUGCAGAAAAGCUCGCUGAAGCAAUCCAGCCUUUCUUUAUACCCAAUAUCAUCAAAGAGUAAGAGAGAGCAUCUCAUUACACUCAAAUGUUACAAGACAAAUUCAAAGUUACUGUUGGAUUAUAGCUUUACUAUGAAUCACAAGUUGCUGUUUUAAUGUUGUCAGUUUAAUUUCAUGUAACCAAUUUUAAAUAAGAGGAGUUAGAACUAUGUUAUGUAAAAGAAUUUAAAGUGGCUUCUUAAGUGUUUGUCAUUUACUCUGAGUCUAAAGUUGUUCCUAGCUAGAAAUACAUCCAGUGUUUUUGUAGAGUAGAUACAGUGUACUGUGAUAGUUGAUGGGAUGAAUUCAGAGGACAUGAAAAUUUUUACGUAAGCUUUGCAUUGUACAUCUGUUUCUGCUUUCUGGUUUUUACCCUCUGCCCAAGUGCAUAAUUUAGGGAGAAAUGAGGCAGAAAUUGUUUUCAUCUGGGUUUUGUUUGCCUUUUCUGCUUACAAACUACUUGAUGCAGUUCAGUUACAGCUAAGUAAUGUACCACAAGUCCCAGUUGCUGUGGGUGCUGUAAAGCAGGACUGCUUUGGUUCUGUUGCCUUUUACACAAGCACAGCUGGAGCAGUGUCUUUGCUGGGCCCCUUCUAGGUGCAGAAGUCGUGCUCAGGGAGAUGCUUUGGUAUCUUCUGAAGCUCAGUGCCCUGAAGGGAAGCAGAAUAGAGACCCUGGCCAGUGCACCGGCAAGGCUGGGGCAGUUGCAUGCUUUUGACUGUGAACAGAAAGCUCAGGAUGGGUAAGGAAACUGCUUCCCUGGGGCUGCACUCCAGUAGGAUAUGUGGCGGCUGCAGAGUAUACAAACCAGCUCUGGAAUAAAGGUAGUUAUGAUACAUUUGCUGUUCUUAGGUAGUACUGAAAUUUUAGUAGUAUACUUAGUGUUCUUAGGUAGUAUUCUGAAAUUUUGCUUCAUAUGAUUUGGGUGAUGGCAAUGAGUGUUCAGGCAAUGCAGACUGAAUACAAUUUACAGCCCAGCAACUAUGAAUUUGUAGUUAGUAAUAGUAAUAAAUAUUUGAACUCUUGUUUUUGUUUUACUACAUUACAAUUUCAGAUUUUCAAAAAUGUUAUUUCUAAUAAACUUGUUAAUAAAUGCACUUGCUACGUUGUUACCAGGUUAUUUGUGAGCUUAACCUUUAUUGAGAAUGGCUUAAUUACAAAUAAAAAUAUAUUUAUGUAUAAAAUCCCUGCAUGUAAAAUCCCCUUCCUUUGCUAUUGACAUCCUGACAGAAACAAAGCAACAGAACAUUUUCAGAGUGUUUUGUAAUAGGACAAGUCUUGUAAUAGGAAACAAAGUUCCAGAAAAUGCAGGUGUUCUGGAUGCUUGUGCAGUGAGCUGCUUUUUCAGUUGAAUUUGAGUCACAUACUCAGUCUUUUCACUUGGCUUUUGCUUCUUCUUGUGUUUUCAUCUCUCACAGCCAUCUUCCAUUUGGCAGCUGUAUGAGAUCCUGUUGUAGUGGACCUCUCCUUUUGUCUGCACUAGCUUAGACAGCUUUGCUUAUCUUUCAGUUCUGUUGAAGCAUUUAAACCCUGGGUACCCAACACUUACCUGUCAAUAUUGUUACACCUGUGUGUGCACUUAGAACACUAAGCCUGCCCUUAAGUUCAUGUUUUCUGUAGACCCAGGAUUCACUUUUGGUAAUGGAAACAGUAAGAUGCUGAAUGCCAGUUACAAGCCUUUGUAAGAUUUGUUUUUAUUCAACUAAUCAAGCCUGCUCUAAGAUAAAUCCUGUGGCAGUUUAAUGGUAUUGAAUGAUCUACCUACCUGAAAAUGCAUGGGUUAAGGAGGUACCCUAACAGCCUGUAGCUUCCAUACCUGUUAAUUAUUAACAGAGCUAACACACUCUCUCAAAAUCAAACAUCACGAUUUUGACCCUGGACAUAAAAAUUCCCAGAUCAGGGGUCUUCUGGUUAUUUACUUUGGAGGAGUUGAAAGGCACUACCUACAACAGGUUUUGUACCUUUCUUCUGGAAGGAUUCUGCUGGUGGCACUGAUGGACCAGUUCUACACAAAUCACAUCCUACCUGUUGCUCAUCACUGCCAGAAUAUAUUUAAACUUCACCAAUGACAAGCAAAAUUUGACACACAAAACUUCCUGUCAUGCACUUUUGUUUGGAUUUUUUUAAGGGUUACUGCAUUUUAGAUGUCUGUUAUAAUUUUUUUGCCUUUGUACAAAGGAUCACUCUUGAUUCUACUAAGUACUUAAUCAACACUGUAUACUUUUCAGUUAGUAACAACUGAUAAAAAAAAUGUUUAUCUUGCUAAAAAAACUUUCUAUGCUGAAAGUAGGUUCCUAUUUAUUAUAUCCACACAGUUUCAGAACUUGAACAGUUCUUUUCCUAAAACCAUGCCAGAGAUGUGGGAUCUCUGCCUUAAGUGCAAAUUUUCCUAGUUUUAUGUCAGUGCUGAUUUUUCUACUCACUUUCAUAUAGGCAGGACUGAAGAUUGAGACUUAUAAGAAAUUAGGAUGGAUGAAGCUGAAAUAAGUGGCUUUUUCUUACACUUCAGAGUGCUCCUCAGGUAACAGAGGAAAGGGCUAUGAAUGGGCUGCUACCAAUUUCACUUCACGUCUCAAUAUAGCAACAACUUAAUCCACAUACAGCUGCAGUAUAAGAGCCAGAACAAUCUAAAUUCCUGCCUUCUUGUAGAAGGUAUGUGUGUAUUUCCUCUUUCCUUAAUUGAUUUUAGCUCUUCUGAGAAUGUCACUGAACUAAUACUAACAGCAAAAUUUGGCUCAAAUUAUGAUUUAGCAUUUUAGAUACAAUGCAGUAGAUGCUGUCAGGUAUUUACACUUUACACAUAAAAUAUAUAUACCAUUAGUGUGGAUGAUAAUUUUCUGCAUUUGCUUAAUAAGUUUAAAUAUUUAGAAUGUUCAUAUUUAGAAUGGAUUCUGCAGAAACUGGCACAUGUGGGUGGCAUAACAUUCAGAGCUUUUUGCAAAAAGCACUACAGACUUCCAAGUGCAAAUAAAAUCUUUCCACCUAAAGUUUUGGAGCAAUAUGGAGCUCUGAGCAGUCAUCCAAGAGGAUUUAGCCAAAAGAGAUUGAGUUUGUAGUGCAAGGGAGUAAUUCCAGUAUUGCAGUUGCAUAAAUGCUAAAUCUCUGUGAAUGUGGUAGAUGGGAAGUUUCCUACAUUGCAAACAACACUGAUGAACCAGCAAGGCAUUUUUUUGUUAUUUAAAAAUGGUUUAAGUUAUUUUUUUUCCCUUUACAAUAUUCUGCUGAACUUCAAAUCCAUAGUUUUUGUAUGAAGACCAGCCCUUCAUGCUUUGACAGAGAGAAGCAGGUAUUUUCUGUUUUUUCCUUUGUUUACCUAAACCUAUGCAAAUAUUACCAAGUGUUGAAAUUCAUAAAUUUGGUGCUUUUUUCUUAUGUAUUUAAUUUGAAAAUAAGCUGAAAGUGAACAGGCUCUGGGCCUGUAUUUUAGAACUGCUGUCAAAUGU